Messenger RNA from Hyaloscypha bicolor E, 828 nucleotides. RefSeq lists its product as uncharacterized. The record is from RefSeq and is a predicted model, not a curated record. The coding region runs from base 121 to 630 and encodes 169 amino acids. Lineage: Eukaryota; Fungi; Ascomycota; Leotiomycetes; Helotiales; Hyaloscyphaceae. The transcript has a single exon.
UUUACGAAUGCAGUGUCGCCACGGGAGAAGGUUUGGUGACGAGACGGGAGCCCUGUUCCUUAGAGACUGGCCGGCACGUUGUCUUUGCGCAGCUUGUAUGGAGGGGAUUGUCUGUGGUGUAUGCACGCUGGAGGACUCAGAUUCUUUUUUGAGAUGUUGAUUUUCGAAAGUGCGGAAGCCACCAACGCCGUCAUAGAGCGCCACCAGUGCUUCCCCUGUCGCAGACCAUCCGACCACAAGGCUAACUUUGCACGGGUUUCACCUCAAAACCGCGUCCAUCGGCAGCCUGCCCAGAGUUUGCUGCCAGCCUUGUUGACUGCAAGUCUGCCAUUAUUCCCCCCUCCGUAUAAUUGCAACCACACAACCACACAACCACACAACGGCCCAAGGCCAGCCCGCAUCAGAGAGUUCCGCGAGCCCACUGCCCACGAAUCUUUCACCGUUACCCUGGCACGCCGUUUUGCGAAGUCUCGUUCUCUGCUCAGGCCUGCCUUCAAUUACAACCUAUCAACCGGCAACGUGUCUCGCCGGGGAUGGCUGACCGCCUCUCAGAUCAUGACUUCACUAUCUCUGGGUGGAGGCCAUGCCUGUUUUACCAAUCACUUCAAGCGCAAGUUUAAUACAGUAUAAUUCUCCAUUUGGGCCAUUGAGAGGUAUCUCACCAUACUUGCGUUGUUCACCUGCUCGCUAUUGGGCGAGUCGAGAGCCACGCAUCGGGCCGUGUUUGAACCCCCCUGCUUCGGAGAGCUGGCGGUAAUAUGAUGAUAUGGCCCCCAUGAACACCUUGUGGACGGAGCCAGGGGUCCCGUCCGUCCCAUUCCGACACGU